Molecule: messenger RNA, 2228 nt
Organism: Nerophis ophidion (straightnose pipefish)
Lineage: Eukaryota; Metazoa; Chordata; Actinopteri; Syngnathiformes; Syngnathidae
Product: class I histocompatibility antigen, F10 alpha chain-like
Exons: 5
Coding region: 183-1259 (358 amino acids)
Biological process (GO): immune response
Cellular component (GO): external side of plasma membrane
Source: RefSeq, a predicted model, not a curated record
CUCUCCUCACUGUGACGUCACAGAAUGCUGACUCCUCAUUGGCUCAGGUGGAGUAUUAUAAAAAGAGCCUCGACAGUUCCUGGUUCAUUUUUCCUGUUUGCGAGUCAAGCGAGUGUUCGUCACUUUUGUCUUUCUCUGCGGGAUUAAAAGUGGCAAACAUCUUUUUGUUUCGCGCUGACAUCAUGAACUUGUUUUUAUUCUUUCUUCUGGUCGUGCAAAUGCACAGCGUGACGCCUGUGAUUCACACGCUGCAGUAUUUCUCUACUGUGUCCUCUCAAGUUCCAAACUUCCCGGAGUAUGUGAGUGUUGGUUAUGUUGAUGGAGUUCAGAUUUUUCACUAUGACAGCAACAGCAGGAAAGCAGAAGCCAAACAGGACUGGAUGAACAAAAUCACAGCAGAGGAUCCAAAAUACUGGCAGAGACAAACAGAGAUCGGUGUUGUUAAUGAGUUGAGGAGCAAACACAACCUUGAAGUUCUUAAGAAGCGUUUCAACCAAACUGGAGGUGUUCACAUUCUCCAGUGGAUGUCUGGAUGUGAAUGGAAUGAUGAGACUGAUGAAGUUAAAGGUUGGCGUCAGGAAGGUUAUGAUGGAGAAGAUUUCAUAUCGUUGGACAUGAAGACAUGGACAUUUACUGCAGCAAAACAACAAGCUUUCCCCACCAAACUCAAGUUGGACCAGAACAAACAUCUACUAGAAUACAAGACGUUUUACUACACUGAGUAUUGUCCUUCUUACUUGAAGAAGUAUGUGAACAAUGGGAAGGAGGUCCUAAUGAGAACAGAGCUUCCAGAGGUGUUCCUGCUCCAGAAGACGCCGUCCUCUCCGGUCAGCUGCAUGGCGACAGGUUUCUACCCCGACGGUGCCGACCUGUUUUGGAGGAAAGACGGCGAGCAGAUCUUCGAGGACGUGGAGCACGGAGAGAUACUCCCCAACCACGACGGAACCUUCCAGAUGUCGGUGGCGCUGAAAGUGGAGGUGACGGCCGACGUGGAGGGCAAGUACGAAUGUGUGUUUCAGCUGUCAGGCGUCAAGGAGGACUUGGUCACCAAGCUGGAGAGAAGAAGCAUCCUGAGCAACGCAAGCCAUGAAGACAACUUGAGCGUCGCCCUCGCUGCCACGGCGGCGGUCCUCGCUGUGGCGGCCAUCAUCAUCAUCAUCAUCAUCAUGGUCAUGGUCAGGCGUCACAGAAACAGACAAGGUGAGGGACGCCAAUGUCCUCUGUCUUCUUCUUCUCGGUGCACUCGGUCCAGGCCGUGAGUUGAUGCUUUCAUCCGGGCUGCAAAGGUGCGGCCAUCUUUUAGUUGCCUUCCAGCCAAACACUCAAAGAUCCACAGAGACAGAGCGCACACUCUCACGUAGAAACACGGCGUGACGUGAGGGGAAAAGUCCACUUCACCUUGUUUCUCUUUCAUUUCAGCCCAGUACGAUCCAGCUGGUAAGUAAAACAUCUUUUCUUUGAGCCGCAAGAAACAAAGCCGUGGUGAAGCGUCACUCACAUGGAGGUCUGAUGUGGACCUUUGUUACAAGUUUAGCCGGAAAAGCCCAACUGGAGCUGACUCCUUCACAAUAAAAGUCCCUCCUGUGAGCACACGCAAUACAAAGUCUGGCAUAUCUCACUUUUGACAGGAGUCCUCAUGAUGAGGAUCAGCCAAAUGAGACAUCAAGUGUGCUGACUCGUCAUGUUUCCAAGUCACACCUCAAAGAUCUGAUGUGAGUGACGAGGCACCUUCUGGAUGUUCUUCCUUCACCGUUUGCGUUUGUCCCGCAGCUCGCCACGGCGGCGUGGAGCUCGACGAGAACGUGCAGGCGGCUGAAGGCUGAGUAAGCUCACAUGGACUGUCUGCACCUCCAAAUGUUCUUGUGUGAAGAUGAUGUUCAACUUGGAUUCACCUGCUUCUGUCGGGAAUGUGCUGAGUGGUCUUCUUCCUCCAGGAUGCUUUGUGCACUGGAACACAGGGAGAUGUCUCCAUCGCUGAGGGACGUCAUCACACUCGGAGAUGAGAUGGAGAUGUGCUUUGUUCUUCGUCCGACUGCUCCUCACGCUAUUCCAUGUAUUCUUCUUUGGCCGUUAAAAGACUUUCAAGAUCAAACGUUGGUGGCUGUAAAAUCGCACGUUUCAUGGCCUUGACAUCAUGACGAGGAUUUCUUCUUUUCUUUCAAUGGCCGCUGCUUAUGAUCAAUAUCACAUUGUGUCACAUCUCUGUCAAUAAAUCCGUUUUUUCUCCA